AUGCCCGUCCCCAAAGGAGUUUUCAAGGUUGCCGUUCCUCAAGUCGAGCCGGCAUGGCUAGACCUUGAAGGGGGUAUUCGGAAAUCAGUAGAGCUGAUUAAAGAAGCCGCCGAAAAUGGUGCAGAGCUAAUCGCGUUCUCUGAAUGCUGGAUUCCCGGCUACCCGGGAUUCCUCUGGAGUUAUGGCUACAAGCAAAAUACUUCGCUGUGCAAGAGAUACUAUCAAAGCAGUAUGGAGAUCGACUCUCCCGAGUUUAAGCGAAUCCAGCAAGCUUGCGCAGACAACAAGAUCCAUAUUAUGUUUGGAUUCGUGGAGAAGAUCCAGGGCACUUUGUACAUGGCUCAGACACUCCUAGACUCCACAGGCGCUGUUCUGCUACAUCGGCAUAAGACCAAGCCUACUCACGUGGAGAGAACCCUCUUCGGGGAGGGCAGUGGAGACUCAAUUCGAAACGUAGCGCCGACUCGCCUGGGCAACAUCGGUGGAUUGCAAUGUUGGGAGCAUCUGCAGCCUCUGCUGAAAUACCACACCUACAGUCAACACGAGCACAUCCACAUUGCUGCCUGGCCGACUAACCAUAAAUACGGCGGAUGGGAGCCUUGGUCUUUUUGUACUGAUGCGGCAAUCAUUGCUAAUCGGCUCUACGCCAUGGAGUCACAGGCAUUCGUUAUCGUUGCCACUCAAACCUGCACCCAGAAAAGCCUUGACUUGUUCGACAGUGGCGAAGAAAGUAGCUCACACAUGAGCCAGACUGGCGGUGGCUUCACUGCUAUCUACGGGCCCGACGGACGUAAACUUACACCUGAUGUGGCGCCCGACUGGGAAGGAAUACUCUACGCCGAUUUGGACAUGGAAGAGAUUGGGUUUGCGAAGAGCGUUGCCGAUCCUGUGGGACAUUACAGCCGCCCUGAUCUUUUCCAACUGCUGGUCGACACUCGGCGCAAGGAGCACGUUGUUUACCAAAGGCCCACCGACCACGUCUUACCUCAAAAUAUGCUCUACCGUUUCACCCCAAUCGCUCAAAUUGAGGAAAAUGCUGAGCAAGCCAAAGUCGGGGCGAAUCAUCAUGCCGAAUAG
Molecule: messenger RNA, 1077 nt
Organism: Penicillium olsonii
Lineage: Eukaryota; Fungi; Ascomycota; Eurotiomycetes; Eurotiales; Aspergillaceae
Source: the annotation of a GenBank genome assembly